AUGGCAGAGGGUCAAAACUCAAUUGUUGCCUUCUGUCUUGGAAGCUUCCAUAAAAAGACGAUUUGCCAGCCGGGCCUCGGCCUCGGCUCGGAUGGUGGAUAUCGCCUGGUCGCAGCAACCGUUGUCUACCGUAUGAUCGUAUGUCAUCGAUUAGCAGAGCACCUAAGCCACUGGAGGCGGAAAAUUUCGACUCAACUUAGCCCGAGUGUGCCCGGGGAAACCUCGGAAGCUAGUGUGGUGAGGUGUAGGACGAACAAGCAACGUCGAACAGAGCGAUCAACGGUGCCUACUGCUCGGAAUGUAGGCAACUCAAUCGCCGUAUUGGAUAAGAUUGAAGCAUCAGCGGUUGAACUCUGUUUCUGCGGCGGAGACUUCGACCUCUGUCCAGCUGGAAAAGACUUUGGAACUAUGAUAUCUUCUGAGAGAACCCGAGUUAUUCCUCUUUCUGGCACCGCCGCCAGACAACAAUCUACCAUUCCAUGCCGUAAUUCCGUCCACUGCUCUUCAGCUGGUCCCGAAUUUACAUAAUCCGCUUCCGACUUGCCCUGGAUAGUCCGACAUCUCCACAACUUGUCCGUGGCAGUUAGCAGGCCGAACCACGAAUGGCUUUGAGGGGUAGGAAGCAAUGAUAUUAAAUGCGUUAACGACUCGGGCUUCCACAGAAUAUUCCCUAC
Molecule: messenger RNA, 674 nt
Organism: Fomitiporia mediterranea MF3/22
Lineage: Eukaryota; Fungi; Basidiomycota; Agaricomycetes; Hymenochaetales; Hymenochaetaceae
Exons: 4
Coding region: 1-528 (175 amino acids)
Source: RefSeq, a predicted model, not a curated record